AUGGCUUGUCCAAAUCAGUUUAUGGGUGGCCCUUCUAUAACAGAAGUUUGCCCAUCAACAAGAGCGUCAACUGUAUUAUUUUUGUAUAUUGUAAACAAUUUAAUUGACAUAAGCCCGGCAAUUGCUGAUCCCUGUGGUCGUGUUACUGCUGACGAAAAGCCACGUGACGUUUAUGAUUUUAUUGUAAUUGGAGGAGGAGCUGCAGGAAGUGCAGUUGCAGGUAGGCUAAGUGAAGUUCCUAGUUGGAGAGUGUUAUUACUUGAAGCUGGUCCUGAUGAACCGGCUGGUGCUGAAAUUCCGUCGAAUUUUGGAGUUUAUAUCGGCAGUAGUCUCGAUUGGAAAUACAAAACGACUAAUGAAACUCAUGCUUGUCUGGCGCAAAAAGGGUCAUGCAACUGGCCUCGUGGACGUAAUCUCGGUGGGACAACAGUUCACCAUGGGAUGGCUUAUCAUCGGGGCAACGCUAAAGAUUAUGAAAAUUGGGUUGCCAUGGGCAAUGAAGGAUGGUCAUGGGCAGAAGUUUUACCAUUUUUCCUGAAGUCAGAAAACAAUUCAGAAAUAAAUCGUGUUGGUCGUCAAUAUCAUGCAACUGGAGGUCCGAUGACAGUUGAAAGAUUUCCAUGGAAACCAGCAUUCGCUGAUGCAAUAUUAAAAGCUGCCAAUGAAACAGGAUACGGAACAACAGAAGACAUGGUUGGUGAAAAAAUUCAUGGUUUUACAGUUGCUCAAACAAUGAGUAAAAAUGGAGUGCGACAGAGCACAGCAUCAGCAUUUCUCCGUCCAAUUCGCAAUAGGAAAAAUCUCAAUAUAGUGCUUAAUUCUACCGCCACUAAAAUAUUGACUAGAAAACAAAAGGUUAUUGGAGUUGAAUAUUUUAUGAAUGGUAAAAUUCAUAAAGCAAAGGUCACUCGGGAAGUUGUAGUCUCAGGAGGUGCCGUAAACUCUCCUCAACUUUUACUUUUAUCCGGUAUCGGUCCGAAAGAGCAACUUGAUUCUUUAGGGAUUCCUGUCGUUCUUGACUUACCAGGAGUUGGAAAAAAUCUUCACAAUCAUGUUUCUUAUAAAUUAGAUUUUAUACUCGCCAAUGAACCUAAUUCAGAAGGAUUUAAUUUAGAUAAUGUAAGUCAGUAUAUACGUAAUCAAACGGGACCAUUAUCGUCAUCUGGAUUAGCUCAAGUGACCGCUAUUUUAUCAUCACGUUACACAACACCAGACUAUCCAGAUUUACAAAUUUUUUUUUCGGGUUUUCAAGCUUCGUGUCGUGAGAAUGGUAAUGUAGAUCUUACCAAUUAUUAUAAUAAAAGAACAGUCAGAUUCACAGCAGUCAAUCUACAUGCUAAAAGUAGAGGAAUUAUAAGUUUGGCAAGUAAAAAUCCACUGGAGCAUCCUAUAAUUUGGAGUAAUGAUCUUGCCGAUCCUGCAGACGUUGACGUAUUGAUCGAUGGUAUUCAUGUUCUUAUUAAUAUUGCAAAUUCAAGUACUAUGAAAUCACUAGGUCUUACUCUUGCAAGCCAACCAAUCGAUGAAUGCAAGAAAUAUAAAUUUCUUUCUGAUAACUAUUUCAAAUGUGCCGUUCAUAUAGACACACGUACAGAAAAUCACCAGAGUGGUACAUGUAAAAUGGGACCUACUUCCGAUUCAUUCGCUGUCGUUGAUCCAUAUCUUAGAGUACAUGGUAUUCAAGGACUUCGUGUUGCAGAUGCUUCUGUUAUGCCAAAGGUUGUCUCAGGAAAUCCUCAAGCAACAGUUACGAUGAUAGGUGAGAGAGCAGCUGAUUUUAUUAAAAAAACCUACAGUAAAUGUUCUUAUUUAUAAAUAAUUGAAUUUUUUUUUAAAAGUUUAUCGUUUAUUAUAAAUUUAUAAUAAUAAUUUUAUUCUGGAUUGUUAAAAUAAAUUAUCAUGUACUAGCACA
Molecule: messenger RNA, 1912 nt
Organism: Microplitis demolitor
Lineage: Eukaryota; Metazoa; Arthropoda; Insecta; Hymenoptera; Braconidae
Product: glucose dehydrogenase [FAD, quinone]-like
Exons: 8
Coding region: 1-1815 (604 amino acids)
Molecular function (GO): flavin adenine dinucleotide binding; oxidoreductase activity, acting on CH-OH group of donors
Source: RefSeq, a predicted model, not a curated record